Ostreobium quekettii is the source of this 2181-nucleotide messenger RNA. Lineage: Eukaryota; Viridiplantae; Chlorophyta; Ulvophyceae; Bryopsidales; Ostreobiaceae. The record is from the annotation of a GenBank genome assembly.
AUGCCAGUGGAGGAGGGAUGCCUGGCGAGCUGCUGCGGCGGGGCCGACGUGGUUGCCUGCGCGGAGGGAUGCUUCAGGGCCGGCGGGUGGGCGGAGGCCGACGGUGGGGCGCUGACGGCGGGGCUGAGCGGCGGGCCGGCGCUGGGCCUGGGCGCGGCCCUGCUGGUGUGCAGCGGCAUGUUCUCCGGCCUCACCCUCGGGCUGCUCAGCCUCGACAUGGUCGGCCUGCGGAUACUGGAGCAGGCAGGGCAAGCUGAGGAGCAAAAGUAUGCCAAGGCAAUCAUUCCAGUGCGCCAGCAUGGCAACUUGCUCCUGUGCACCAUGCUGCUGGGCAACGUCAUCGUCAACUCUGCCCUCUCAAUCCUUCUCUCUGACUUGACGUCUGGCCUUGUGGGCCUCAUUGUGUCCACAAUCGUCAUCCUGAUAUUUGGUGAAAUUGUUCCCCAGGCCGUGUGCUCCCGUCACGGGCUCAUGAUCGGUGCCUACUGCAUUUGGCCUGUGAGAUUCUUCAUGGUUUUGUUCUUACCUGUCACAUGGCCCAUGAGCAAGGUGCUGGAUUGGAUGCUUGGCAGAUACGUGGGUACAAUAUACUCCAAGGACGAAAUCAAGAGAUUGAUCGACAUCCAUGCGGAGGACCCUGAGGCCCAGAGGGAGUGUGGCCUGACGACCGAGGACCACAAGAUGCUUAUCGGGGCGCUGGAGCUGCAGGGCAAAACCGUCAGGAACGUUAUGACACCCCUGGAUCAGAUCUACAUGCUGGACAAGAAUACCAAGUUGAAUUUCGAAAAGCUGUCAGAGAUAUACAAAACAGGAUUCUCCCGCAUACCCGUAUACCUUGGCAACUGCCAGACGAUAGUGGGCAUCUUGUUUGUGAAGGACCUGGUGCUGGUGGACCCUGAUGACGAGAUCGAGUUGGGAAAAAUCAUGUCCUUAAGGGGCCACACGGUGGGCCAUAUCUACGAGGACCUCACCCUUGACAAGAUCCUGAAAAUCUUCAUCUCGAGCUCCAGCCACCAAGUGAUCGUGCAUCGGCGGCCGCCAGCGACUUAUGGCAAGGAGCUGACCAGCGGUGGGCUGGCAGCACUGGCGGAGGGCGCUGAGGGAACGGAGGUCACCGGCCUCAUCACCCUGGAGGAUGUUAUCGAAGAGGUGCUCCAAGACGAGAUAAUCGACGAGACUGACAACCUGGAGAUGGCUGGCACUGGUGGGAUCGGGGAGCAAGGCCGCAAGGGCAGCAGUGCCACCAGCGAAUUUUUGCAGUUCUUUGACCACAAGCUGCAUGGGGAGAAGCUGUCACAGCAGGAGGUCAAGGCCAUAACGUCCUUCCUGAUCAGCAAUGAGGAGGAGUUCGCUGAGUUCGCUGGCCAUGAGGAGACGCUGGCUGCCCUCAUCCGCGGUUCUAAGCUGCUGGAGGUCAACGAGCAGGUGGACUGCCACACGCCCAUGGGGGGCGACGUGCCCAAGUCGAGGCUGCUGGGCGGCUCGCCGGUGGACGGGCAGAUGAUCUACGAAGACGGCAAGUCGGCACGGGAAUUCACGCUCGUGCUGCAGGGCAAGGUGCUCAUACGCACGGGCAUGGAGGAGUUCACCCUGGAGAUUGGCCCCUGGUCCACGCUCGGCAACAAGGCCCUCGCCAACACCGCCCUUGAGCAGUACGUCCCGGACUUCGACGCGCAGGCCGUGGCACCGUGCCGGCUGCUGUGCAUCCACUGGAGCGGCUACCAAUCGGCGCUGGGGGCCGCAAGGCGGGGCGGCAGCAGUAGCGCCAAGGAGGACAGCCCUUUUGUCCAUGCUAAGAGCGAGCCUGGCGGACGCCCGACCAACGGCCGCAUCCAGCCCGGCGCCUGCGCACGGGGGCCCUCCAAGCCCGUCACGCCUGAGCCAGAGUGCUCCGAGGAGCGCACCGCAUUUGCCAUUGAGAUGGGCCACCCCGCCAUCGGCCGCCUGCCACAGCACCCCCCGGGUGCCAAUGGCUUCAGAAAGAAGGGGCCACACGAAAGGCGUUUGAGUCGUGGCCAAGAAGUGGGUGGGCCCCCGGACCCCUUUGCUGACGUGCAGGAGCUCGCUGAGGGGCCAGUGAAUGGGAAAGGGUAUGGAUGGGGAGGAGGUUUCAGCAAGCACGGCGGGCAGUACUUCCCGCUUCCUUGCCGGACUGGCAUUGGCAGAAAUGGGGACUCGUAA